CCGCUGUUUUCUGUUUUCCUCUCCGUCAGUCAGACUCCAGCGGCGGCUCUUUAGCGGAGCUCCACACACACUCUCGCCCACAGACACGCGUUAAAUCCGCCUUUUACACCGGAGACUCGACGAAAAACACAGCGAGCGCGACCUAUUUUCCCUCAGAGCAGCGCGGAGGAAUAACGCGGCCGGAGAGAGCAACACGUAUCCGGUGGGAUUUGAGUCCUGAGAGGCGAGAGUUUGGCCAGAAGUGGAAACAGACGCGAUUUUCCGCUUUCACGAGCGAAGACUGAGGAAUUAUGAGGAACCUUUGGAUGAUUUUAACCCUCGGCUUGACAGCCUUUCUCUCCGGGGAGCGGAUAUCAGUGUCUGCGGCCAAAUCUCCCUCCACGACAGAUGACCUGUACCUGGAGGAGGCCGGAUCUGGAGGAUACCCUGAAGAUGAUGAUGAUUUCAGCUCCGGAUCGGGAUCAGGAGCUGGAGAGGUUAUUGAAGAUCCCGUCACAGUAAACACACUGUUCUUCGUGCCUAAAGCAGAGCCCACGCAGGACUCCACCAAAGACUUCACACCGAAAGUGGAGACAGUGACGUCACGAGACGCCCCCAUAGACUCAAAGAAAACCAGGAUAGAGGCUCUAGUUCCCGUCACAGAAGACUCUCGCAGAAACCCCAUCACCAGCACCACCAGCAUCCCUCGACCUCCCAUGGAUCCUCAAGAUGUCCAGUCAGAAAAUCUCUUCCAGAGGACAGAAGUUCUGGCAGCUGUGAUUGCAGGAGGAGUGAUCGGCUUCCUCUUCGCCAUCUUCCUCAUCCUCCUGCUGGUUUACCGCAUGAGAAAGAAGGACGAGGGCAGCUAUGAUCUGGGAGAGAGGAAACCGACCGGAGCGGCCUAUCAGAAAGCUCCCACCAAGGAGUUUUACGCAUAAAUGACUUCGAUAUCAGUGACUACGACAAACUCCUUCUGCAUUAUUAAAACAAACAAAUGAUCGAGGAAAAAAUAAAUAACAUUAAGGAAAGCUUUUGGCAUAGAGUAUUGUAAUUAAGACCUUUUCUUUCCUCUUUUUUUUAUGACAAAAACAAACAAGAGCGCAAGCAAAAUCUCUCUGUAUUUAAACGUGUAUCGCAACGGCUGAGAAAGAAAGAAACAGAUGUGUAAAGCUGAGGAUUUCUGCAUCCGUCUUCUGUCAAAGCAGCUGUUUUUAGUCGCUGACUACUUUUUAACUGUAGCAGUAUGUAUUUGUAAAGACGACGUUUUAAAGUGGAAUAAUUGAGUAUAAUUGUUCUGUAUCAGUCCUGGUUUCAUUUCUCAUCCUCCCGCUUUUGGUUCCUAGCAUGUCUGAUUGUUGCUCAUCAUAAAAGUGUUUCAUUAAUUUAUCAUCAUCUCAGAUGUUGAACAACAAAAACAAUGCCUUUCUGUAGUUUUCCCAACCCAAUGUCUCAAUGUUUCCCUGCUCAAUUGAUGAUUUUUCGUUGGUGCUCAGAGCUGAUAAUCUGUUUAAAGACCCAUGCGUUGCAUUCGCGAGUGUUUGUAGGUCAAAUAAAUCAAGCAGUGCCAUUUUAAAACCUCACGUAGAUCAGCAGCUCUCGUCUGUUAGAUGAAGAAAACCAGGCUGAUUUCUGCAGCCUCUGAUUGCGUUUGCUUUGAUCACGGAUGAAAAGAUCACACACGCACACACACGCACACACACACACACACAUAUACCGGUGAUCAGUUUUAUUAGCUCCAGCAGAGAGUAGAGCUGAUCUGUACUGUUACGAGGCUCACACUAUCCACACUGUUGAUUAAUAAUAUCCAGAUUUAGUGUGUUUAUUGGGUUUAUUUGUGGUGGUGAAUUGCAUUAUGGGAUGUUGAUCUCUGCUCUGUCCACUUCUGAUGUUGAGAAUUCAUCUCUACAGUUUAAUAAAGAGACUUUUAGUGUCAUUUUAGUAGCUUUAAAUAAUAUAAUGUAGAAGAAAAUGUGCUGCAGAUUAUUCUGAGGUGUUUGUAGAGGAAUGAACAACACCAACACAGACAAUACAGCACUGCAGACUAUUCAUAAUCACAAUAAAAGUCACUUUAUUUGGACUUUUUAAGGUUGAAAGUUCCCAUAAACCAAUUCAAAAGCAGAAAUAAAUGAGGAAAAGUUAAAACAGGAGUCAUAAAAUAGAGAAAACUGCUCAUUUCCAGAUAUUUCUGUACAGUGUAGCGCCGAUAUUGGAAAAUCAUUGAGAUGAAUCAUUUUGCGUGAGUUUUGAAUGGUUUAAAGAGCUGAAAUGAGUCUGAUCGUCCAGUUUGGAGACUCGAAACACUAUUAAUGCUAGUUUAAUUUGAUUUAAAAACCAUUCACACACACACACACACACACAUCUGUGAUCGGGUUUAUUAGCUCCUGUGAGCUGAUCUGUACUGUUACGAGGCUCACACUAUCUACACUGUUGAUUAACAUCAUCCAGAUUUAGUUUAUUGGGUUUAUUUGUGGUGCUGAAUUGCAUUAUGGGAUGUUGAUCUCUGCUCUGUCCACUUCUGAUGUUGAGAAUUCGACUCUACAGUUUAAUAAAGUGACUUUUAGUGUCAUUUUAGUAGCUUUAAAUAAUAUAAUGUAGAAGAAAAUGUGCUGCAGAUUAUUAUGAGGUGUUUGUAGAGUAAUGAACAACACCAACACAGACAAUACAGCACUGCAGACUAUUCAUAAUCACAAUAAAAGUCACUUUAUUGAACAUUUCAAGGUUAAAAAUUUGUUGGAAGAUGGAUCAAAUUUCCCAUGAUGCAAUUCAAAAGAUGAAAUAAAUUAGGAAAAAUAAAAAUAUGAAUAGGAAAAUAUGAAAAACUGCUAAUUUCCGGAUAUUUCUGUACAGUGUAGCGCCACCAUUGGAAAUAAUCAUUGAAAUGAAUCAUUUUGCGAGUGUUUUGGAUGUUUUACAGAGCUGAAAUGAGUCUGAUCGUCCAGUUUGGAGACUCGAAACAUUUUUAAAUCCAGUUUAAUCUGAUUAAACUCGCUCCGUCAGCUGAAGUGAACGUUCUGGCCACACACACACACACACACACACACACACCCAAAGACUCGUCUGAUUUUCACAUUGCUGCGUAAUCCUUCGGCCACAUUCAAGGUUUCAUUUGUUGUUUUCUUUGAUUGUUAGUUGUUAGUUUGGUUUGAUUGAGUAGACAUCUGACCUUUGCAUUCAGUUACUUAUUCAUGUAUGGGAAAUCUAUAUAGAAUUAUAUAUAAAUGUAUAUUCACAAAUGUUUUAAACCUUGCCUUUAAAGUGCCUACCAUUCGGAAGCGUGCAGAUGUCUGUGGUUCUAGACUGCAGACGGGCCGGAGUCGCUGUAUUGUGUUCACACAGCAGAAUGAAAUGGUCAAUUCUUUCCUUUCUUUUCUUUUGUUUUUUUUUAGUUGUACAAAAGCAGACAGUAUUGUACCUAUAAGUUAAAACAACACUACUGAAUAAACAAUGUGGCCUAAA
Danio aesculapii is the source of this 3435-nucleotide messenger RNA. It is a transcript of the gene sdc2, whose product is annotated as syndecan 2. The record is from RefSeq and is a predicted model, not a curated record. The transcript has 5 exons. The coding region runs from base 291 to 917 and encodes 208 amino acids. Lineage: Eukaryota; Metazoa; Chordata; Actinopteri; Cypriniformes; Danionidae. Gene Ontology annotation, cellular component: cell surface; membrane. Gene Ontology annotation, biological process: cell migration.